This is a messenger RNA of Megalobrama amblycephala (Wuchang bream), 2539 nucleotides long. RefSeq lists its product as uncharacterized. Lineage: Eukaryota; Metazoa; Chordata; Actinopteri; Cypriniformes; Xenocyprididae. Gene Ontology annotation, molecular function: protein kinase A regulatory subunit binding; actin binding; Arp2/3 complex binding. Gene Ontology annotation, biological process: actin cytoskeleton organization; positive regulation of Arp2/3 complex-mediated actin nucleation. Gene Ontology annotation, cellular component: cytoskeleton. The record is from RefSeq and is a predicted model, not a curated record.
GGGAGGUGGUCAAGACUUCAGUCUGCGCAUGCGCGCGAGGCAGCGUUUAUCUUGCUCUCUAGCAGAAGACUCGACGCUGUCAAGGAAACGCGCACGCUGGGCGCAUCGUUCCGAGAUUUACAAACAACUGAACCUGUCUCGCGUACCGUUAUUCACAUCAGCCGUUGCAGACAAUAACCGUUACGGGAUGCAUGCGAUGUAACAAUACAGAGUGAGAGAAACACACGGACCGAAAUCAGAGAGACGCCGCUCCAGUGCUUGAUAUACACAGCAGUAGUCAGUCAUGCCACUAGUGAAGAGGAGCAUCGAGCCCAAGCACCUGUGUCGAGGAGCUCUGCCUGAUGGAGUGCCCAGUGAGCUGGAGUGUGUCACCAACAGCACCCUAGCGGCCAUCAUCAAACAACUGGGAAGCUUGAGUCGUCAUGCAGAGGACAUCUUUGGAGAGCUGUUUAAUGAAGCCAACAGUUUCUACAUGCGUAUGAAUAACCUGCAGGAGAGAGUGGACCUGCUGGCUAUCAAAGUCACUCAGCUGGACUCCACCGUGGAAGAGGUCUCUCUGCAAGAUAUCAACAUGAGAAAGGCCUUCAAGAGUUCCACCAUUCAGGACCAACAGGUGGUUUCCAGGAACUCCAUCCCUAAUCCUGUUCUGGAGCUCUACCACCGUGGAGACAAACCUCCCCCUCUCAAUAUUCUCAGCCCUUACAGGGAUGAUAAGAAGGAUGCACUAAAGUUCUACACAGAUCCCUCCUACUUCUUUAACCUCUGGAGGGAGAAAAUGCUGCAAGCUACAGAGGACAAGAGAAAAGAAAAGAGGAGACAGAAGACCAGCGGCUCAGGCCAGACUCACUCAGACCAGACUAAGUCCCACUCCAGGCAGGCCCUACUCAGAAGCCCCCUCCUGUCCUCCGAGCAGCAGAAGCAGGUGGAGGAUCCCAGUCGUGAGGUGAAAAAGGUUCGUAAGGCUCGAAAUCGCAGACAGGAGUGGAACGUAAUGGCGGUUGAUAAGGAGUUCCGCCCAGAUGCCCGCUUCACACCUUCUCCAUACCAUGGCAUGUCCUCUGAAGGCUCCCUUUCGCCGGACAACAGGUCGGUUGCCUCAGACAUGGGUGAGCACUCUUACCCAGGCAGCCCCAGUCACCCAGCUCAACAGAUGGCUGUGACUAGCGCAUACUCUGCUGCUGAUGGCAAAGAGCACCUCAUGGCCCCCUCUCACGUCCAGACCCAGUCUUUGGACCGCGGUUACCGGCCAGCCUCUUCCUCCUCCGCUCCACCUGGGAGACAGACCAUUGGCAGGGUUCAGACCUCCCAUGGACAACCAGUCACAGACCCCGCUCUCAACGGGCCACGCCCCCUGCAGGCUAAAGACUACAGUGGUCAGCAGUCUCAGCAUCGAGAGUAUUUCGUACCUCCUGCUCCUCCUCCACCUCCACCUCUCAUUCCUUCCGCCCAGACUGCCUUUGACAGUCCCACUGGCCCCUCCUCUGCCCCAGCCAGUACCAUGCCAUCUCUUUCCCAGACUUACAACCCCUCUCCUCCGACUCCUGCCCUCCCUGCUUCUUACACCCCUUCCCCAACCCAUCCCCCUGCAGCCCCCCCUCCACCUCCACCUGGACCACCCACACACCCCCACCCGCACCCUCACUCACACACUAUGCCCACUGCCCCUGUGGAAGCACCGGUUGUCCCCAGGAAGGGCCAGGUACCUCUCAUCCCAAUGAGCGAUGCACGCAGCGACCUGCUGGCAGCCAUCCGACGAGGGAUCCAGCUGCGUAAGGUGCAGGAACAGCGGGAGCAGGAAGCGAAGAAGGAGCCAGUUGGGAAUGACGUAGCCACUAUAUUAUCACGUCGCAUCGCCGUGGAGUACAGCGAAUCUGAUGAAGACUCUGAGCUGGAUGAAAAUGAGUGGUCAGACUGAGACGAGAAAAACGACAAUAAAGAAAUAAAAAAAACAUGAAGUAAGCAUUACAGUGUAGGUUUCAGAGAACAGAAUUAUCACAACUAAUGUAGCAUGUCGAUGUCUGUCUGCACUAAUAUAACAUGGCUCCUGUGUUUAAAAAAAGGGGGGCUGCCUAACUACAAAGUCUCAAAGAGACAAAACUGGAAACUUUUGAAUUUUAGAUUGUACAUCUUAAAUUGAAGCCUUGACUGUGAAAUUUAAUGAGAGUUUUGACCCCAUGGAAUAAUGUCUGUUAGAGAUCGGCUCGUCAGCGCAGUGGGCUUGAGUCCUCUGCCUGAGACUAUUCAUCACUUACUCUGAGUGUGGUGGUCCUACCAUCUGUCCUCUCUCCUGCACUUUUUCUCUCUCUCUAACCUUAGAACAUGACCUCAUAAUUAUUAGAACAGCCAGCUGGAUGAACAUGCAUUGUUAAUUUUAGCUUGAAGGACAGGAAACAGUCAGGAAUAUAUUUAAGGGAAUAAUAUAAUAAACAUUUACAGUUGCAAGAAAAAGUAUGUGAACCACUUGCAGAAUCUGUGAAAAUGUGAAUAAUUUGAACAAAAUAAGAGAGAUCAUACAAAAUGCUUGUUAAUUUUUAUUUUG